Molecule: messenger RNA, 167 nt
Organism: Ambispora leptoticha
Lineage: Eukaryota; Fungi; Glomeromycota; Glomeromycetes; Archaeosporales; Ambisporaceae
Source: the annotation of a GenBank genome assembly
CUAGAGAAUUACAAAAACUUCUCAGAUUUGCUAAGCUACAAGAAAAGAAACAAACUCAGCAACAAAGCAUGAGACCUCUAGAACUAAGCCCAAACAACCUAUAUAAUGAGAAGGCUGAAGAUACUAUGGUAGUUGAUACAGUAAUAACUGAACCAACUAACACAGAA